This is a messenger RNA of Enterobius vermicularis (human pinworm), 3103 nucleotides long. NCBI's taxonomy places the organism in Eukaryota, Metazoa, Nematoda, Chromadorea, Rhabditida, Oxyuridae. The record is from the annotation of a GenBank genome assembly.
GGAUGAGCGCAGUGUUAGCAUGUUCACAAAACGGAAGUGGUGGUUUAAACCCGAUGUCGUUUACCGAUCCGCACGGUAAUGUUUUAUUGGAAAGGUUGCGCUAUCAACGUGAUACGGGAAGAUUUUGCGAUGUAUAUUUAAUUGUUAAAGACAGGCGUUUUUCUGCGCAUCGAAAUAUUCUGGCGGCCUGUAGCCCUUACUUUGAUUCGAUAUUUAAAAACUCAAGAGUUGUUAAGGAGCAGGUUACUGUUAAUUGUCAGAAUCCAGCUGUUUUUGAGCAGCUUUUGAACUAUAUGUAUAGUGGUAGCGUUGUAAUUGAUCGAAGUAGCGUAAUGGAUCUCUUGAGGUUCGCCAAUAAUUUCUUGGUAACGAAAGUGAAGAACUAUUGUGCUGAGUACUUGGUAAGACACAUGGAUGCAUCGAAUUGUACGACGAUAAAGGAAGUGGCACUGAAAUACAAUUUACCAGCAUUGAGAGAUAGCGCAAUGAGUUUUUUUGACGUACACAUAAAUAACUGCUUACUUGAAAGUGCAGAUAUGACUGAUUAUACAUUUGCGCAAAUCAAUGCCCUCUUUUCGGAUCCACGAUAUAUAGAUGCUAUAUCCCCGGAUGUCCAUUUUAAGUUCAUCAUCCGUUGGGUGGGUCAUGAUCCUGCGGGAAGGGUGUCCUACUUCAAGGAGUUACUGCAGUCAUGUCAACUGAAUAUGGUGCCAUUGACAACUGUAGAAAACAUGUUGGAUUGUUCUCCUUUUUUAGCCAAUUAUUUGCGAGCGCGAUUUAUUCUUCUGAAUGCCAUCUAUAAUAAUUCUGUCCAAAUUCCGAAGUAUGAGGCCCAAUAUCGAAGUUUAAUUGAACAGUUUGACGACAAUAUGUAUUUUAAUAAUCAGCAGAUGGUGUUUGCAAGUAACGAGAACCAGUCCACAGACGGCCUUCAGUGCAAGGAGCAACUUUCUGGUUUAGAAGGAGCUAACGCCAUAAGGCAGGACCGGGGAACUGUGAUCUUUGAAGAAGUGCCAGGGCAAUCAAAUGUUUUGGAUACUUCUGCCAGUGAGCAAGGAGUAAAUUAUCCCUCGGUGCCAAAGUUAUGUUGUGACAAUAGUGUUGAUGGGAUUCGGCCGUCAUUGAAACUGAAAAUUCAAUUGAAUACAGCGAAUAUGACAAGCAAAAAAAGCCGUCUGCUAGGAAAGACAAACGCUGCUGCAGAAAGACAUAAAUUGUAUAGAAAGAGUGUUACAGCAGCCAACCAAAUGCUUGCGAAGAGACGCGGAAGGCCGCCUAAAAAUCGCGAAAUGUUCACGAAGCUAGAUCCUCAGUUUGGUGAUGAUUCUGUAUAUAUGUGUGAGUCGGAUUUUUUGAACGACUCUACGGGCAGUGAAGUUGACCAGACAGUGUUCGAAGAACCUGAUGAAGUGGAUCCUCUGUUACUUCAAGAUGAAGUUAGUUGUGCAGAUGUAGCCAUGGAGGGUCAAGUAGCUCACAACACUUUUAAAUGCAAAUAUUGCGAAUUUCGAGCCAUACAAGAAAAAUCGUUAAGGAGUCAUGUUAAUCGCGUGCAUGCUCGUAAUUUAGGUUACGCUUGUGGAGUUUGCAAUUUCCAGUGUCGUUGGAAUAAGGAGUAUUAUGACCACAUGAAAACGCAUUACCAGGGUCCUCCGUUCCACUGCGAACAAUGCAGUUAUGCCGAUGACCGGAUGCAUAAUUUCCUCGUUCACCGUCUUUCGCAUACCACCUACGAAAUUAUUUCCUUUACACUUUUCCGGCUUCAGCAAAGAUUAUUUCUAGAUGAGGAAAGGCCGUUAAAGUGUUUGCUUUGUGUGUACACGUCGAGAUCUAAAUCGAAUAUGAUUGCUCAUCUGAGUGAGCAUACGUCUGAAAAGCGGUUUCAUUGUUUUGAAUGUGGUUGUGGCUUUACAACACAGGAGGAACUCAAUGAACACUCGUCUGCACAUGUAAAUCCAAGGGUUUUUCAAUGUCCUCAGUGCAAAUUCUCAACGAAAUACCAAAGUCAUUACAUAUCACAUCGCCGUAUUCAUUCUGGCGAUGUAUUCCACUGCCAUUAUGAAGCGUGUACUUAUUACUCACCAAAAAAAAGCCAACUUGCUGCUCAUUUGAGGUCGGAUUACUUUUUUUAUAGAACUCACCUUGCUGUUCGAUCUCACCAGUGCAAAAUAUGUAAUCGUUCCUUUAUAGAAAAAUCUCAUCUUGUGCGCCAUGAAAGGAUUCAUUUAGAAGAUAAACCAUUCAAUCGUUAUUUUCAUGGCCUAAUAUGUGACAAUUGUGAUUAUGCAUCGUCUCGGCGAGACAAGUUGAAAGAGCACAUACAAAAGCAUCACAGCAGUGGAGCAGUAGGCAAACAACAUCGACGAAGAUAUAGGCGUGCAAAAGAAUUACUCGCUGUGUGUAACAAGACACCAGCUAAUUUUGAAAAUCUCUUUCAACCAAUACCGCAAUCAGAGUUUGUUGGGAGUUCUGGAAACAGUCUCGGUGUUUCCACACCGGCAAAUAAUGGUAUAAUUCAGCAGCAACAAAAACAGCAAAAACGGCAGGAACAGCAGCAAGGGCGACAGCAACAGCAAAAACAGCAGCAAGAACAACCACAGCCACAGACUUCUGGAGAAUAUAUUUUGACAGGGAUGAGUAAUCUUGGUCAGAGCCAUCAGACUCUACAAGUACCUGCCACUCUUAACGCUGCACAGCCACAAAUCCCUUCUAUGUUAAAUUUUGUCCAGAUGUCGACCCUCCCAAACCUAGGUGGCCGUCCGUCUUCCGCAAUGCUUCCUCAAGCUGUGGUCAACAACCCUGUGUCGCCAAGUACAUUAAGUCUUCAUAAUUUCCAUUCAGCUUAUUCUGACUCCCCAAUUACGAGCAAUAAGGAUUUAACUUUAUCGAAUGCACUUCUUGAUUCUGGUUCUCUAAGGACUCCCGUGUUAGCUCACACUUCUUCACCGCAUAGUAUUGCUGGAUUGGAAGGAUUUGAAAAUGGUUCCGGGUGGCAAGAUAUCCCUCGGCCUAUGAGUGAGCCAUCUUAUUUAAUGCAGCAGCAACAGAGUGGUGAUCUUGCUGGCGAUGAGACGUCAUGGCAUGAUGCACCACUUUGUUGAAG